GGAAGAAGUUAAGAUAAUAUUUAUAUAAGGACGGAUUGAAUAGAAGAUGGAGAAAGAUGAGAAACCAUCAUGGGCCUCAGCGGUUUCAUCAUCAUCAUCAUUAACAAAUGAAAAUAAUAUUGUUAAAUCCGUGGAAACAAUAUCGCAAAAUUCGUCUAAAACGGUAUCGGAAAAAAAAGAGAAUAAUUCUAUGUCAAAAACGAAUGUAUGGAAAGCUAGACAAGAGCGAAUGGUUAAGUUAUCGAAUUCACGAUCGGUGGAGUCUACAACAAAUAAUAUUUCAUUAAAACAAAAGGAAUCACCGGUUAAAACGUUAGCUAAUGGAGAUUCAUUGAAUUCGGAGAACAUGGAAUUAACAUCAAUUUUAUCAGAUACAGAAAGUUGGCCAACAUUAGAUAAAGCGGUAUCGGAAGAAGGAUUACAUGAAAAAGAAAAAGAAAAACCGAGUCAUCCGUUAACAAAAAUAUCAGGAAAAGAAAAAUGGGUAUCAUAUACACCGACGAUUACUCAUGCAAAGCCGUUACCUACGAAGCCAACUAAUCGAAUUCGUGAAGGAAGAAUUCAUGAUAAUUCGAUUCGAGGAUCAGCUAAAAAUGGGAUAACAAAUACGGAAGAGAUAUCAGAGCUGUUUAAAAAUAGAGAACAUAAGAUUGAAAAAGGGAAACAUAACAAAAGAGCAGGAAAUAUUCAAGAGAAACGGGAUGCUCGGGUUGCAAAUCAAGCGCCUAUUUCGAAAGAUAAGAAUACAUCGAUUACGCAACCUACAAUAUCAGUUAAAGAGAAUAAAAGUGAAGUAAAAGAUAUUAAUGAGGGAUCAAACGAACUUAGCUUAGAAAAUCUUGAAUUAAAAGAUAAUUCAAAUGGAACAAAGGAAGAAGUUAAUCGUUAUAACUACAAUAAUGUCUAUAGAUCAAGAGGCGGUCUUCACAUGCCAUUUAUUCAACAUAAUACUCACCCUUUAUUAAAUAUCAAUGCAUUUGUACAGGCACCAAAUAUAUAUUUACCAUUUCGUCCACCUACUUGUGGGAAUUUAACUAUACCUUUUUAUCCAAAUGAAAAAUAUCAUCAAUCUUAUAUGUAUGAUUAUUCUCAUAUAAAUCAUGUCGGGAUGUUUAUGCCUAUUAUAUAUGAUCCUAUGGUUUUGAAAAAUUGUAUUCUUAGUCAAAUUGAUUACUAUUUUUCAGUUGAGAAUUUAUGUAAAGAUUUAUUUCUUCGUCGUCAUAUGGAUAGCCAAGGAUGGGUAAAUUUGUUAAUCUUGGCUAAUUUCAAUCGGAUUAGAAGUUUCGCACUAGAAUAUAAUUUUAUUAGAGAUAUUACUACCUAUUCACGUACUGUAGAUGUUAAUUUUUCCGAUGGUUAUGAUCUAGUUCGAAAAAAAGAAGGUUGGGAAAUUUGGGUCUUACCUGAAGAAGAAAGAGAUCCUAGUGUACGAAGUGGGCGAUCAUUAAUUUCAACUAAAUAUUCUAAUAAUGAAAAACCAACUAUGACACCUAAAGCAUUGAAGGAGAGUAUUGAUGCUCUUCCAUUUUUGCCUCGAACAAACCUAAAUACUGCACCUUUUUCAUCUAGGCCACAAGAAAUGCCUUCUAAUCAAUCAAAUAUAAAUUUGUUUAACCAGAGAAUGUCGCCAAAGACCCUUGUUUCUAGUUCCACUAAGAUAUCUAGCAUUAAUAAAACUGAAAAAUCAAAAUAGCUUAAAAAAU
Messenger RNA from Pneumocystis carinii B80, 1703 nucleotides. RefSeq lists its product as hypothetical. Gene Ontology annotation, biological process: positive regulation of translation. The coding region runs from base 47 to 1693 and encodes 548 amino acids. Gene Ontology annotation, cellular component: cytoplasmic stress granule; cytosol. NCBI's taxonomy places the organism in Eukaryota, Fungi, Ascomycota, Pneumocystomycetes, Pneumocystales, Pneumocystaceae. The record is from RefSeq and is a predicted model, not a curated record. Gene Ontology annotation, molecular function: RNA binding. The transcript is spliced from 4 exons.